UAAUCAUAAAAUGUAGAAGCUAUACAGAGGGGUUGCACUGAAAAAUAAAAAGGGAAAUUGUUGUCAGAGUAGCAAUAAGUAUUAUUAUUAUUAUCGAGAGCUAAAGACUGAUUUUUGAAUUCCAAAAGAAAAAUAUAUCUGCUUGCUGUUUCACUGACUGAAACGGUUUUGAGAUAAACCUUAACACAAACAAAGGGCUUCGCCAACGUCAUAUACCACCAAAGUAAAGUUAAACAGCACCAGCUGUGUUUGCCUUAAAUUAAGUAUUUCUCGGCAACUCCAGUGCCAGACCCGUGUCAAACCUUUCAGAAGGCAGAUAGCGGAGCUAAUAAAGAAACGUUUGCAAAUCUCAAAUUUUACGGUGACCUUACAACGGCUGGUGCUCCAUUGAGCCUUUGAGGUGACCUUUCUCUGAAAACAUUUUUUACUUCUUUAUAUGACGUCAUUUCCGGCUCCCUUAUAUGACAUAGUUUUCUUAACUUCCUUAUACGACGACAUUUACUUCCUUGUAUGACGUCAUUUCUUACUUCCGUAACGGACAGACAGACAGCACCUUUUUAAUUUUGUCUGAAUUAGAGGACCUUCGCUGCGCUCCGGUCGAAAAGUCACUGACGAAGCGGUAGUAAUUAGAAAAUUUAGAAAAGAUGGCAACCUUUUCAGUCAAAUGUGUGCAUAUAGGCGGUAUUUGCGCAAACAGCUGUUGAUUUUUCUACAAAGUCAACAUCUCUUCUGCUUUGAAGCGUUACCGCAGCGUUGCAUUACCAGUACGCAAGCGGUUGAGAAGACGCAGACAUCCUGAUGCGCGACAACGCAUCGGGUGCGUGGACGUGGUUUCCCGCGAAAAUACUUGGCACAUUCCAAGACAUGAUUCGGGCUGACUACUGCGUGGCGAUCGUUUACGGCGGGACACUGCAGGAGUAUGCGACAGUGGUUCCCAAGUUGCGGAUUCGCGUAAAGACGGAUCCUAAUUGGCGGUCACCGAUCCAGGAUAAUUACAAACAUUACAUACACGCCAAGCACUUACCUGUACCAAAAUUCGUACAGACGUUUGUCAAGCGUAUUAUACCUUUGCCGGAAGGUUGCCCGGCAAAAUUGGUUGCGGCAAGUCUGAAACAAGGUAAAAAGGGAAUGCCGUACGAUUAUGCCCGGUAUCAUGCUCAUGCGGUGGAUAUCGUGGACGGAUGUGUGGUGUACCUUCAGUGUCGACCCAAUAGCGCGAAAGAUAUCGACGAUACGUACUGUAUACGACAUGGGAAACGCGUGACGGUUUGGCAGGAACGCCUGGAAUCUCUUCACCAGUUCAUAAUUCAGUCCGCUUUACGGAUGUCAGAGCCGUUAGCCGAGAUUUUACCAGCGGCGACCGAGAUUUUACCAGCGGCGGAAGUCGCUGUGUUAUCGAUAGAAUUGUGGACGGAAGUUUUCUCGCAUUUGGACGUUAUAACGCAGGUCAAACAGUGCCGCGUGUGCCCACUAUGGAACCUCAUUUGGGACUCUGCGUCCUUAAAAGCAAAAGUCAUUCUGGACAGCGCGGCAUUCACCAAGGAAGAUCAGUGCAGUGAGCUUAAACCAUUGUAUUUUAUGACCUCGGCUCUCUUCAAGCGAAUCUCCCCAUUCACGCAAUACAUUACUAUUGCCGACUAUGGCGAGAGGAUGGAUGGAAUGGACGUUGUGAAGAUUCUCGACAUCCUUAACUUCAUCCUACAGCGCAAUGCCAACAUCAGACCGAAAGGUAUUUUUUUAUACCGACUGGAGUGCUAUCUCCUUAGCUUCAAGUACGAUGGCAGUUACAAAUUCGAAUGCUCACUUCGUUCACCUUUUUCUGGUAAUAUGGUCGGUAGCACCCGGGAAACAUUUACGCAUUCCGUGGUAGCAUGUCCCGAUCUUCUGUGUCAUAACAUCCAUUUGAUAAAAUGCACGAUCGCUUUAAACAUUUUGCUUUCAUUGGAAUUGUCUGAGAUUGCUGAAGUACGUCAUCAACGCCUCAUCGGCAAUUUCGGUGAGAUGUUAUGGAAUGCCAUGGAGGCGCAACUGCCAGCGCCAAGGGAAACGGAGGUUUACCUCUUGUCCACUUGGUUAAAAGCCAUUCAAGCAGACGCCGAGACAACAGGGUGGGCAAAACAUAAUGUGGUCUGCAAGACUUUGUGUGCGACACAGACGACGGAUCCGCGUCCAUCGCUGUAUUACCGCGGGAAGAGAUGGUGUGUGGACGGUCUGCACGAUUUGCAGCUGAAAAAACUGUCGCCUAUGCCGAACUCUUUGUUCCCGGUCGCGCUGUCGGACUAAUCGUUGCAGCUUAUACUCCUAUCGAAACCUUGUCAAUUACUCAAAUUAGCCAAUCGCUGACGUUCUUGUUCUGUCAAUCUGUCUAUAAUGUCUGCCAGCGUGCGGCAGACAAGCUGUCAGGAUACUGACGACUUUGACGUAUUCAAACUGCAUCGUAUUUAGCGGUUUACAUAAUUAUUUGAAACUGUUUAGCUGAUACUUGAACACUAUUUGUAGUUGCCACUUUCAAAGCAUCGGUAAAAAGACUGCCGGGGAGGAAGUAGCUAAAAAACGACAUUUAAUUAAA
Paramacrobiotus metropolitanus is the source of this 2569-nucleotide messenger RNA. RefSeq lists its product as uncharacterized. NCBI's taxonomy places the organism in Eukaryota, Metazoa, Tardigrada, Eutardigrada, Parachela, Macrobiotidae. The transcript has 4 exons. Gene Ontology annotation, molecular function: protein binding. Bases 799 to 2283 code for a protein of 494 amino acids. The record is from RefSeq and is a predicted model, not a curated record.